AUGAGGCGUCUGGUGAAAGAAUUCUGGUACCGCUGGGUAAAGGAGUAUCUUCCUACAAUAGCCAGUCGCAGUAAAUGGGUAGAAGAUUCGGAGCAGCUGAAAGAAGGUGAUUUGGUUUUCAUCGUGGACGAGUCGACGCGCAGUGGGUGGCUACGAGGUAAAAUAUUGUCUGUUACGAAGGGACUCGACGGACGAGUCAGACAAGCCUUCGUCAAAACUCGUGGCGGAGUGCUACGAAGACCGGCCACGAAGGUUGCUGUGUUAGGCAUCGAGGAUACCAACUCAGGCGAGGAGAAGGUAGAUAACGCUGGAAGCAAGAAGGCUUGUGACCCGCGUUAUGGGUCGGGCGAUGUCGAGCGAAACAUGAGUAAUCAACAUCGAACAGCGCUGCUCGCGCUGAUUUUCACUUUUUUGUGCCUGCUGACGACUCCAACGCACAGUCAGGAAAAUAUUAUGACACGGGUCGCUCCCGGGUUGCUGGAGUGCUAUGAAACUCCCGAGCUGUUCGAGCGGGACAACCGCUUGCCGAUGACAAUGAACAUUUUGAUCGAGCUGAUUCAGAAAAUCGAAGACUCGCCCCAGUUCACGCAAGAUAUUCGUCAGCUGACUAUUGGAUUGUUGCACCGAUUCCGCCAGGAUGGCAUAGUGCGAGCGUCCGGAGUGCAGAACACUGCCGGUGUGCUACCGUUCAGCCCGAGCGGGUUCCACUUUACAAAACAUCGCAUUCUCUUUUCCCGCCUGCUGCCGGGAAAUGCACAGGGUUUCCCAAACAACACACUGGACGCACAGGAAAGGUGUGCGCUACACUUUAUGUUGUCCAGCUCGAUUGACACCAUGGUUCGGGGAGACGAAAGCGUUCGUUGCACUCAGCUGUCCCAGUAUCGUGCCGUUCGUGUGCCACGGGAACUGGACAUGAGAGAUAAAAUGAAGCAGCGUUCGAACUACCUGGGUGAUAUCGAAAUGCUACAGCAACCGGAAAUGAAUCAAAUUCGGAAGCAGAUCAGAAAGUUGAAACAAGCAGCUCGCCUGGAGAUGGAACCGGAGGAACAGGUCGAUGAGCAGGAGGUUGAGGAACCGGCAGAAGCCACGGAUACAGGAAGAGCAGAUGUGGAUGUUGUUGCUGCAGACGACGAAGGGGAACAACUGGAAACUGAACAGGCCGUGGAUGUCAACCUAGUCGACAUCGCGUCGAAUGCGAUUAGCGCUUGUCCGGUUGAAAAUGGAGUUGUUUACACUCGUUGGGGUAACCUUGCGGCAGGAACUGUCCUUGCUGGCAUUGCUGCUGGCAUAGAGCCCCAAACCGUUGAAAUCCGAAAUUUGAUUCCGGCAAAGAACGGUCAGUUCAGAGCCCGUCAACAAGCUCAGCCGCUGCGAGUUGAUAAUCGUUGGGCAUCCACUUUAGCUGGAGAUCUAGGUGAGGUGACUCUACUACACUCUCCCUCACAGCCAAAUAACAUACAAGUGGGUGCUGCUGGAGCAUGGAAUCAAACCGUUGUACCGCGGUGGUUCUUCUUGAGCCAAAGAACAGCUUUGGAAAUGACUGAUGCAGAAAUUCGUGCAGGAAUUGACGGUCUUACGCUGGCGAACAACAUCGUAGAAUGGCGCAGUCGUGCCAACACUCUGCGACUGAGUCAACUGCUGGACAUGUACUAUUCACCGAGAGGAGUAUUCAACCAGCAAAUUCGCUCGUGUAAUCGACGUGACUUGUUCUCUACUACUGCACCCAUUCAAACCAUGCGAGAACAGGCUGCCGCUUUCAGUAAUGUUCUUGAUCGAGAAAUGCAAAUGGUCUUCACUGUUGCACCCGCUGCGAUCAAUCAAUUCUCAGCUGCUGCAUCUGAUGCGCUUGCCAACUAUGUUCCUACCGCUCUGAACGACUUAUCAUGCGAAGCAACAGCAAUUGUUCCAAAUGAUCUAACUAUCCAUCGAACAGCUUCUGAUCUCUUUAUAUUCAUCGACAGUUCCUGGCCUUUCAGAGACAUUCAAGCAGUUGUUGCGCACUUGCUUGAUGGAUUGGAUGUUGGUCGCUAUGGCACUACCUACACCGUUUUGAACGCCAUGACUGGUAAUGUGAUCAUUAAUGCAACCCGAUACCUGUCCGAUUUCCAUCGUGAAUACACGAACGCCAUUCACAUAGCUCAGCAAAAUGGCCUAAGCAUGCCUGCCGUGUUGCGAAAUCUUCGAGCCCAAAUUACUCCGAUUAUGAUGGCGGAACGACAAAAUUCCAGCAUGAGUGGCCGAUCGAAGAUUGGACUUAUCAUUCCGAACACGGCUGCAGUCAGCGAUGGAGAUACAAACUAUGCGGUCGAACAGCUGCAGAUACUGCGUGAAGAAGUACCAGACCUUCGGCUUCUGUUCUUCGCAGGUGGAUCACACACUAGGUUCAAUCGUUUCGUUCUCGAGGAAAGUCGCGAUGUCUUCCAACUGCGUGAAAUUGGGACCGGUGCCGUUAUCGAUACGGUUCAGGUUCAAACUUCUCCCGUGAUUCGCAGAAUACAGCAGGAACCUAGACGCAUUGUAAACCCGCGAUGUGGCCAUGACUGGAUACAGAACGAUUGGGGAUCAAACACGCUAAAUCAGUAUGUCGAACCGAGGGGCGUUGUGUUUUACCGCGUGCACCCGAAUUACUUCUUUGGUCCCGGUUCCAAUAGGCGGGUUAGAGUUCAAGGUCAUGGAUUUGCUCAGUUAACCAUUUGUCAGUCUAGAAUCAAUCCUAAUCCAAGGUCCAACGCAACUCAAGGCUCAGAUGCAAUCUGUCAGAAUGUCAACACGGAAACCGUAGAAAUCGAUUUGAACAAUGCAUGCGCCGGCCAUUCCCUGAUCCAGACUUGUCCGAAUGUAUUCUUCUCGGUAGAACACACACAGCAAACCGAGGUCACCCAAAUGAGAUGCACGGAUAAUGAUUGCCGCUUUCCGGACAACGCCCGCUUUGCCAUCAUCGCCGAUAAUCUUGGUUGUUUCAGCAGUGCAACGAAGUGGUUCGGCUCAUUGGGUUUGCUCAUCGUUGCUUUAUUGAGUAUUUUUUCCAGACAAUAG
Sabethes cyaneus is the source of this 3036-nucleotide messenger RNA. RefSeq lists its product as uncharacterized. NCBI's taxonomy places the organism in Eukaryota, Metazoa, Arthropoda, Insecta, Diptera, Culicidae. The record is from RefSeq and is a predicted model, not a curated record. The transcript is spliced from 7 exons. The coding region runs from base 1 to 3036 and encodes 1011 amino acids.